UAGUGGUACAAACGCUUGUUACGACAUUUAAUACGGCACUCCAACCCAACACCGUGCGCGAAGCACAUCAUUGGCACGCUUAUUACGACACUCUUGUAUAUCGCCGGCAUCAAUCGAUCGAUAUUGGAUUCGCUUUUGUGGCGUAGAUUAAUAUCCUAGUUCUGAUUUUACAGUUCCGUUGUAAUGGCUCCUAAAAAUAAGAAAAAGAAUAGCUUUUAUUUUUUCAUGAAAGAAAUUCAAGAAAGAGAAGCUGCAAAGGGCAUAAAGAUACCCAUGAGUAGUAUGCCUAUAUACGCACAUCCAUUAUGGGUCAACUUAAGUUCUGAGGAGAAAGAACGCUAUGAAGAGCUUGCUCGUCAAUUUAAACAUAAUCCUGGUGUACGAAGUGGGAAAAUGGCUGGUGAUGGAACUCUUGUUGAAGAUAAUUUCCGUGAAAUGGAAGAAGAGGAAAGAAGGAUAAAUAGAAUGAAGCAAGAAAUAAAAAGAUAUAUCUAUAUUGACUGUGUUUCUCAAGAACAGUUUAAAGAAUUCACAUCAAGGAAGAUGUUCUAUUUUAUAUCUUUUAAUAUUUUAUGCCAAACAGAAACAUCUUAUAUACCUAUUGAAGUCGGAAUGGUUGAAUAUUCCAUUUCGUAUGGAAUACACAGAGAAAUGCAUAUGCUUAUACAUCCUGGUCCCAUUCCUACAGGCUACACUGGUCAGGCUAAACGCUUUUCUGACGAUCUCCAUCAUAUUGACAUAUUCAAGGGUGAAGAAAGCAGCGAAAGGAAUAUGUCAAAAGUAUUUGAUGCCAUUCAAAGAUUUGUUAACCCUUCUGAUGAGGAAAAUCCCCCUCCUUUAUUUUGCAUAGGAGAGGAUAUUGAAAAAAAUAAAGGGUGCCUGGAAUGGCUUGCCAACAAAGCACGGGAUUUUAAUAACUUUCAAAUAUGGAAUGCUGGUUUCCUUUUACUGGAAUUACGAGCUGGUGUGGAUGCAAGGCUGCCAUCAGAAUUUAUAGCGAAUGAUUUACUUACAAAAACUUGCUUUGAUUACCAUUCAUGUGCUAGAUGUAACUUUCAUGAUGAAAAAGAUACUCCUCACUGUGCCUUGGCAUAUUGUAAACGGCUGUGUUAUUUGCUUUCUGAUGCAGUCUGUCCAGUGUUUGAUGUGGUGCUCACAGAAAGACAUAUUCCAACUCGCGCUGUUGAAGAGAAAGCGUAUGUUGUUAUAGAAGAAGAUGAACCAGGAUGGACAACAAUUCAUAGCAGACGACAUCUUGACAAAAGACGAAAUUAUUACGAGAAUAAGGAAGAGGAGGUUUCAUAUUCUGGUGCUGCCCACAGACUACCUCCUGCACCUCCUAGACAGCCUGCGAAACCUCCUGCUGGUCCUCGACAGCCUACCUCAGUCUGUCUGGCGGAGGAUAUGAGUCGCAUGAAUCUGGAUAUGGCCUCUGCUCCAGUUCCUGGUCAAGGUAUUGGACGAGGACGGAGAUGGAAAUAAUGAAAGUCAAGAAGUUGUUUUCAUUUGUCAUCAUGUUUAUUAUUCUGCAUCUACAUAUUUUUUAUUUGUGCAAUUUCAUUUGUCAGGAUGUCAUCCUAAUGAACUUACAUGCCACUUAUAUAUACAGAAUGUUUCAAUAUUGAAAUUUUAUGAAGAUUUUAUACCUCGAAAUAUACUAGUUGUAUAUGGAUGAGAAUUUUAACCAUGUAUGAAUAUAUUAUUUUCUACGGAAAAGGUGCCAAAGACUUUUCAAACAGUUAACUAUAUUUAAGAUCCAAUGCCAAUGUGAAAUUGAGAAUUCAAGUCUCAUUCUCUCUGCAGUUUUUUUUUUUUUUUUUUUUUUUUUUUUUUCACUUGUAAAAAUUCUACAAAGUAUUCUUUCUUUUUUUUCCAAUUUGCUGAUGGGAAAUAUUUUAUAUUUGUUAUUUUUACAUUCUAAAAAAAAAAAAGAAUCUCAAUUUGUUUAUGUUUCAUGUUUUUGAAUAGUUAUGAAUAUCCGUCCUUAUUUUUUCAAAUUAAUUCAUUAAAAUAUUUUUUUUGUUAUAUGUUAUGAAUAUCCGUCCUUAUUUCUUCAAAUUAAUUCAUUGAAAUAAUUUUUUGUUAUAUGGAAGUGACACACUUUUGUGAAUAAAUUCCCUCAAAGCAUUUAGAAUAAUGAGGUUUGAAAAUCACUGAAAGAAAUUGAAAUUUAGAAAAGAUUUUCAUUUUAAAUAAACUUUGAUUUUUUAAAAAUUUCUCAACAUUAUAGGAUUCUGAUACUCCAUCAAAAACAAACCUUUUUGCUGGACUAUUUUUUAAUACCUACAAUUAAAUAAACUUUUGUUUGGGGUUUAUAAAAGUGUUGAAAUAUUAUUAACCAAGAUAUGUGAAGUUGUUAAAAUGAAUCGUUAUAGUGAGUGUUAUUUCAAGAACAAAUUGUUCUUGUACAAUAAAUUCAUGCACUGAAGUAAUCUUUGAAUUAUAUGUUCGAUUUUCAAAUAUUUUCCAUGUAAUUGUGAAAUAUGUAAUGGUGAAAUAUGUCAUUUUCUAUGUAAUUGUGAAAUCAUGAUAUGUGUCAUAUUUGUAUGAAGCUGAAUGGAUAUUACUUAAAUGUAUCUUAUAAUUUCUUUUUGAAUCUGAUUAAGAAUUUGAUUUCUGUUAAUAAUAUAACUGAGAAUGAGAAGAAAAAAAAAUUGUGAU
Argiope bruennichi is the source of this 2661-nucleotide messenger RNA. Its product is annotated as protein maelstrom homolog. Lineage: Eukaryota; Metazoa; Arthropoda; Arachnida; Araneae; Araneidae. The transcript is spliced from 12 exons. The record is from RefSeq and is a predicted model, not a curated record. Gene Ontology annotation, molecular function: sequence-specific DNA binding. Gene Ontology annotation, biological process: negative regulation of DNA-templated transcription; spermatogenesis; piRNA processing. The coding region runs from base 184 to 1482 and encodes 432 amino acids. Gene Ontology annotation, cellular component: nucleus; P granule.